Messenger RNA from Diaporthe amygdali, 375 nucleotides. RefSeq lists its product as uncharacterized. Bases 1 to 375 code for a protein of 124 amino acids. The transcript has a single exon. Lineage: Eukaryota; Fungi; Ascomycota; Sordariomycetes; Diaporthales; Diaporthaceae. The record is from RefSeq and is a predicted model, not a curated record.
AUGACAUCAAAGGACCCCACAAAAAAUAAACGGGUCACUUUUGCGGGAAUGGUCCAAGACACCGUGGCGUCCGAGGAUGAGGAGGAGGCAGAGACAAAAGCCGCAGAGGGCCCUGAGGCCACAACCAAAGACUUGCAGACGACGGCAGAGCCUGCGAGCCCGUCGUCCGCUCCCAGUCGGCCUGCCAUAUCAAAACUCGCAUCGAGAAAGGCCCAGCUCACAGGGCUCAUGACUGCCGGGGGGAAAGCUAGACAGAUGAAAAAGUGGGAGAAGGAGUAUAAGGCUGUGGAGAAGGAGCUAGAUGAGGCCAGGGGUCAUGUGACUCCAAUAUUUACAGCUAGCGAUUUGCGGAAAGCAGACUCACGGGCUACCUGA